UACAUAUAAAUUUAUAAAUCCAAUUUAUACAAAACCGAAGCAAAGCAAACAAGAAUGAAAAGAUUGAAAGAAGUUGAAUUACCAUUAACAUAUAUUUUUGCAAGCGAAAUUAGAAUGUCAAACAUAAACGGAAGAAACAUGUAGGAUUAAUAAUACAACUAAAGACGUAAAUUGUAACAUUAUCGCUUAUAUGCAAAUAUUAUUUUUUUUGUCAUAAUUGUUAUAUAAUUUAUGGAAUACUCCAAAAUUGUUUAUCCUUAUUUUAAAACUAUUUUACCAAUUAUACCAGCACUUAUCGUUAUGUCCAGUCCGGAGAGUGUGUUUUAAAGCUAUUUAGAAAACGGAAUCGAAAACUGAAUUUAUUUCAUAUGUAACCAUGUAACUUUUAUUUUUUGUAAGCCUCUAACUGCCUAAUGGUCUUAAAACGCACUGUCCUCAUGUCCUAUUUUUUGUAUAACCAAACACGAUUUUUCUUCGUAUCUUUUGAUAAUUUUUGUAACAUCCUUUUGACAUUUUGUUGUCCCCGUUUAUGUAUGUUUUAGUUCUUAAGUAGUUUCUAAGGCUGUGUAACUAACUAAGCAUAAGUACUAACACUUUUUGCGUAUGGCCAGGUGUGGAGAGGGAUCUUUAUUGCCCCCGAUCCCGAUCGAUGUAACUGAGUUUGCCGGACAAUUUUUGUUUAUUUCGCAACCUUAUCCUAAUUUUGAGGCCUCCGGCCAGAGGCUCCUCCGAUAAACAGAAAUUGGCAAGUGCACUUACUAAACGUAUAACGAGGAUUAGCAUGUAAUCGGGGAGGAAUCGGAAUAAUAGAGCAGCUCUAAGUACGUUUAGCCAGCAGACAAACUAAUAUUAACGUUUUGUAACCAAGUUUUCUAAGGCCACAGUGGAGGUGGAAGAGAAGCAUUGGCCAAAAAGCGAAAAGAAUAACAAGAAACUAGAUGUUUAAACAGGCGAAAUGAUUAACAAGACAAACUGAUGCGAAAUAAUUAGUCCACAUUUAGUCUAAAGAAACCAUGCUAAAGUAAAUCUACAAACUAAAGCGAAUUCAGUUGUACUAAGUAAAUAUAACAAACGGAUAAUAUUGUACCAUGGAAAGCUAAAACAUAAACAAACGAAAUGAAAUGAAACAUUAUCUAGCAAUAAAAUAAAACGAGUGAUUUCAUUGCCACAAGCAAAGCGGUUCGGUCCAGAUCGAUGGAUUAAAAUGGAUUACAGUGGGCGAGAGGCGCUAAUUUGAGCCAGAGUGGGUCAAGAGGAGGCUCCAAACCGGUUGGCCCCAAAAAUAGCUGGCUCUGGAUGAUAUUGGCUCAAGAAAAGGGAAAGGGAAUCCAUUCGGCGGCUAGUUGGCCGAUAAAUGGCAUCGGCUUUGGACCAACGAAGGUUUUUUUUGAUUUCCUAUUGUUGACUCUUUGAAAGAUUGGCUGCAAAUGCUACGAACGACACAAGAGCGAAGACGACGCACCACGUGUGACUCAUUACAAAUGCCAAUCACAAGCCAAACUCGAAAACUUGUUUCAGCCGGACCAAGAGAAGUGCACUUAAAAGAAAUCCCACCCGAAAUAAAAGUGGCUUUUAUUACCAAUUUCUUUCUCUGUUGGGGGAGACUCUUUAAGCUGUUUGCGAAUGGAGCCCACCGAGCAGUAGUCGAUCAGCUGGCGGCGAUGAGCGACACCGAGAAAUGCAUUCGCUGUGCCCCCGGCUCAUUUUGUGAGAUAUCCACCCCGCUGCCCUCCAGUCCCCCAGUCCCGGAGAAUCGCCAAAUGCCAGCUGGUGUGCUGGUUAUUUGCUGCCUGGAACACACCCGCAAUGUAUCGCAACGUACUCUGCCUGGCCCUGGGUCUCAUCAUCGGCAUUCGGCUGACGGAUUUCUUCGAGUAUCUGCAGCUGACCGAAACGUACUUUGGCAGCACGGCUAUAACGCAGCUCGAGGAUGAGGCCACGCCCCAGCAGCCGACGGAGGAGGAGCUGGCCCGCUGGCUAUACAACGAGACACGGGUGCUCUGCAUGGUGCUGACCAUGCCGAAGAACCACCAGUCGAGGGUCAAGAGGGUGAGGGCCACGUGGGGCAGGCGCUGCAACAAGCUGGUCUUCAUCAGCAGCCAAGAAGAUAGUGAACUGGGCGCCAUCGAUGUGGGCGUCCCCGAGGACCGAAACAAUCUGUACCUGAAGAUGAGGAAGGCCCUGGAGUAUGUGUACCAGAACUAUGUAGAGGACUACGACUGGUUCCUCAAGGCAGACGAUGACACCUUUGUGAUAAUGGAAAACCUGCGGUUCCUGCUCUAUCCCUACGAUCCCGAGGCAGCUCUCUACUUCGGCCACAGAUUCCGGACCACCUAUCCACAGGGCUACAUGUCCGGAGGAGCUGGCUACGUGAUGAGUCGGGAUGCCCUGCGUCGGCUCAACCUCUUUGCCUUCAACAACAGCCAGUUCUGUCCGAUUAACAACUUGUCAGAGGACAGACAGAUUGGCUUCUGUCUGCAGAAUGUGGGCGUGGUGGCUGGGGACUCCCGCGAUGAGGAAGGUCGGGAGCGAUUUCUGCCCAUGUCCCUCAAAUUUAUGCUGCCUAAAUUUCCCACCACCAACUGGCUUAUCAAACUGACCUUUUAUGAGCCAGCCAAUGAAACUGGUUCGACCUCGGGGAUUAGCUUUCACUAUGUCAAGAACCACGAGUUCGAAAUGUAUGAGUUUCUGCUUUAUAGACUGCGCGUUUUUGGAACCCCCUUAUCCCAGAGGUCGCUGCCUCCCAGACUGGAUCCCAAACAACUGCAGAACCAGCUUUAUCACUGGUCCCACGAAAACAGCACCAAUCCUAACGCCUGGCUAAACUAAGAUUAACAGAACAUUCCUAUACCAGUAGGAGAUAUUUAAGACUCAUUCUAGCAGUAAACACAUAGUCCAAUAGAAACAGUUUUAGAAUUUGAUAGCUUAGAGUAGGCAACUAUCUGUAUAAUUUUAAAAGCCAUAUUUUAUUAAUUUAGUUUUACUUAGCUCCUUUAAUCUGUAUGCGACUAUUGUAUUCACUAUCUCUUUGCUAUUUUUGCUGCGCUUGUUGAUUGCUAAAUGUUUUACUAGUUGUGAAUUAAAUAUAUAUGAUACAUGUGGAAGAAAGAAAAUUGUGUGCAGAAUGAAACUUAGAAA
Molecule: messenger RNA, 3138 nt
Organism: Drosophila suzukii
Lineage: Eukaryota; Metazoa; Arthropoda; Insecta; Diptera; Drosophilidae
Source: RefSeq, a predicted model, not a curated record